Messenger RNA from Xiphophorus couchianus (Monterrey platyfish), 2836 nucleotides. Its product is annotated as netrin-4-like. The record is from RefSeq and is a predicted model, not a curated record. Gene Ontology annotation, molecular function: protein binding. Gene Ontology annotation, biological process: animal organ morphogenesis; tissue development; cell migration. NCBI's taxonomy places the organism in Eukaryota, Metazoa, Chordata, Actinopteri, Cyprinodontiformes, Poeciliidae. Gene Ontology annotation, cellular component: laminin trimer. The transcript has 11 exons. Bases 231 to 2345 code for a protein of 704 amino acids.
CCUGGAAUGACGUGAUAUGAACCGCGGGGCUCUAAAACAAUAUCAGGAUUAACAAGGGUUACAUAUCCCCGCACAUAGAUGUGAUCUCACCUCUGCAAAUAUUUCGAAACUAUUUCUUUAAAUCAGGAAGAGGUAACUAAUGUAACUAAUGCGUGGUUUUCCUAAAUCCAGCCUUUAAAUGCUCUGCAGCGGAUUAUUUCACUGUUUGUGGAAGUUACCUUUCCUGCAGGAUGAGACUGGGGACUCUAUUAGCUUUUACUUUGACGUGCUCAUCUUUCUCUCUGUCAGCCGAACAAUCUAAAGUGAAGAGCCCAGGUGGACACAGCCGCUGCCUUGACCGAGCCUGCAACCCCGGCAUCGGUAACCUGGCUGCGGGCAGAGUGCUGCACACGCAGUCCGUCUGCGGCUCCAACUCGUCGGAGCGCUUUUGCUUCUUUAAACAGACCGCCGGGCCCCGCGGCAAGCCGUCCUGCUCCGCGGCUAAAUGCGCCCGCUGCAACGCCGCCAAGCCCGCACAGGCGCACCCUGCCUCGGCUAUGAGCGACUCCUCGUUCCGCCACCCGGACACCUGGUGGCAGUCUGCUGGGGGGCUGGAGGAGGAGGAGGCGCUCCGGCUCGACCUGGAGACCAAGUUUCUCUUCACUCAUCUGAUCCUGGUGUUCCGCUCCCCCCGCCCCGCUGCCAUGCUGCUGGAACGCUCCCAGGACUUUGGACGCACAUGGAGGACCCUCAGAUAUUUUGCCCAGGACUGUGAGAAGAUGUUCGGCCUGGCUGAGGGUUUGCCUCUCGAGGAAGACGGGGCGACAUGUACCUCUAAAUACUCAGCAGCUUUCCCCUGCACCAGAGGAGAGGUAAUCUACCGAGGCCUGUCCCCUUGGCGCUCGGUGGACCCCUACGGACUAGCUGCCCAGAACCAGCUCACUGUCACCAACCUCAGAGUUCGUCUCCUGCAGAGACAGCAGUGCCCGUGCCAGACCAAACAUCCGGGAGCUGCCUCUCUCCCGACGGACCACUACGCUAUCUAUGAUUUUGUUGUCAAAGGCAGCUGCCUUUGUAACGGACACGCUGACCACUGCGUGCCCGCCAGAGGCUAUCAACCCGGCCCGGAAAAGGCCAGCAGUGUGGUCCAUGGCAAAUGCGUUUGCAGACAUAACACGGCCGGCGACCACUGCGAGCGCUGUGCCCCUCUCUACAAUGACCUGCCGUGGCAGGCGGCCAACGGCAUCAUGGGUACACCACAUGAAUGCCAGAAAUGCAAGUGCAACGACCAUGCCAGGAGCUGCCACUUCAGUCGAGGACUGUGGCUAGCUACGGGACGGCGGAGAGGGGGCGUGUGCGACCACUGUCUCCACAACACAGAGGGCCGUCACUGUCAAAACUGCAAGAGGGGCUUCUACAGAGACCUGAGCCGUCCCAAAACCGCACCAGACUCCUGCAAACCCUGCUCCUGCCACCCUGUUGGCUCGGUCCUCUCAGCUGGUGGCACCAUCUGUGGCCCCAGCACCGGGGAAUGCGCUUGUAAGCCUGGUGUGGGAGGCCCCCACUGUGACAAGUGCAUAAUGGGAUACUGGGGGCUUCACGAAUAUGGCUGCCGUCCAUGUGACUGCACGGGAGACUGCGACCCCUACACCGGCGACUGCGUAUCUGGCGUAGGUGCUGAGGUCCUCUAUGCAGCUGCUGGAAACCCAGGAAACGGCAGCAACGAUAGUGAGACAGCACUAUCAAGAGCAAAGGAGCUUUUCUCUGCACUGCACCACUCUGAGAAAUGUGAAUGCCUUGAAGGUACCCUGGGCAGCCCUAAAUGGUUCUGCGUAGCUAAGUUUGACUAUGUUCUGGUGGUGAAGGUGAUGUCCGCUCAUGAUAAAGGCUCCCAUGCCGAGGUGGAGGCGAAGAUUAAAAAGGUUCUACAGCAGAACCCGCAGAUGAAGAUCCAGCACGGAAACGUCACACUGUUUCCCGAGUCUUGGACUGUCCGAGGCUGUACGUGUCCCAUCCUCAAUCCAGGAGAUGAAUACGUAGUGGCUGGCCAUAAGAACUGGAAAACUGGCUGGCUCAUGGUGAACACCAGGAGUUUUGUUAAACCAUGGAAGUCGAGCCUGGGACACAAACUCCUUCACGUUAUCAGAAAAGACUGUGGGCGCAGAACCAGAGUAAACAGGACAUUUUUGGACGUUUUCGCCCAGUUAGGAAUAGAUCUGAUGUUCUGUCUCCAAGGAGAGCAACAAACAGCCUACAGAGAUGCAAAGAAUUCCUCAGAAAUUAAGUCAUCAGCCAUUAACCCUGAAGACGUCCACACACAAAACAAACAGGGUAAAUGUUCUUUUAUAGUAAGAUAUUAUCAUUAAAGAGUGCGUUUAUUCCAAGUAAGUCUCUUUUUGUUCUGUUCCAUAAUCUACCUUUUUAUUUGUUUGUUCAUGAUUGUGAAGGAUGGAUAUCCAGAAUAUGUUUACGUCAUGUGUUGCUGAUUAAGCCGUGUGUGUUUAUCGCCCUCUUUUGGUUAGGAGAUAACAAAACAGUCUUGACUUCUUUAUAUGGCAUUUUAGUGAACUCUAAGAACACAAAGUAAAAAAUGCAACCAAGAGGAAGAAGAAUCACUUAACAGUUAGGUGUGUAAUAAGAAAUCCUUUUAUACAUUUUUUCCGGUUGCAGCUUCUGUUGUGUCAAACACGUAAAACAAAUUUAUUAGAAUAGAAAUGGGUAUACACGCAUUAAAUAAAUACGUUGGCCUACAUUUAUAUAAAUCAUCAUCAUUUUACAACAUCUGUUUUAAUUUAUUUGUAUGUUUUGACGGUUAAUUAUUGCAUUGUGGAUUUAAUAAACUAUUUAAACUUGUAAA